AUGGGCGUUAUAGAGAUUGAAAGUGAAGAACAGUUUACAGAGAUUACUCAGUCAUCCGACUCAAAGCUUCUUGCUUUGUACUUCCACACCCCCUGGGCUGGUCCUUGUAAGACCAUGAACCAAGUAUUCAAAACCUUGGCUGACUCCAAAGCAGACGAUAGCUCAAUAGUAUUUCUUUCAAUAAAUGCAGAUGACUUGUCUGAAAUCAGCGAGUUGUUUGAUGUUAGUGCUGUUCCAUAUUUCAUCUUGAUUAGAAAGCAAACAAUCUUGAAAGAAUUAUCCGGCGCAGACCCAAAGGAAUUUAUCGCAGCAUUAAACCAAUUUUCUGGAUCGAAUGAUUCCAACUCUGCAGCAUCAGCCACCUCAGUCGCAACCAAUACAAACAACACAGCUUCAGGUUCAGCAGCAGAUCCAGCACAAGCAGAACCCGUGGAGGAAUCCGAGGAGGCGCUUAACGAAAGGUUAUCAAAACUCACAUCGGCAGCUCCUAUAAUGUUGUUUAUGAAAGGAUCGCCAUCGAGUCCACAAUGUGGAUUUUCGCGACAGUUGGUGGCAAUAUUGAGAGAACACCAAGUGAGAUUUGGGUUCUUUGAUAUUUUAAAGGACGAUUCAGUUAGGCAAGGAUUGAAGAAAUUUAGUGACUGGCCAACGUUUCCUCAACUAUACAUCAAUGGAGAAUUCCAAGGUGGGUUGGACAUCAUUAAAGAGAAUAUAGAAGAGGAUGAACAAUUUUUCGAGCAUGCUUUAAAUUCAAAUGAAUGA
This is a messenger RNA of Lodderomyces elongisporus, 762 nucleotides long. It is a transcript of the gene GRX3, whose product is annotated as monothiol glutaredoxin. The coding region runs from base 1 to 762 and encodes 253 amino acids. The record is from RefSeq and is a predicted model, not a curated record. Lineage: Eukaryota; Fungi; Ascomycota; Pichiomycetes; Serinales; Debaryomycetaceae. Gene Ontology annotation, molecular function: 2 iron, 2 sulfur cluster binding. Gene Ontology annotation, biological process: intracellular iron ion homeostasis. The transcript has a single exon. Gene Ontology annotation, cellular component: cytosol; nucleus.